AUGACAAAAUAGACAAAUAAGUUAAAUUCACAGGUAAGGUUCGGAUUAAACAUAGACGAGGAAUUAAAAUUAUUGAAAUGCUCACUCCUUAAGUUAAAUAAUAGCAAUAAGCUAUUAGAAUUGCGAAUGGUAAAUUAGAUUUUCUCUUUGACAGCUCUAGAGAUGUUAACUUAGUCAAACCUUAUCAAAAGAUGGAAAUGAAAAUAUGUAUUCCAAAGAUAAUAUCACAAAGAGAAGAAAACUGAAAAUAAUCUUGAUGUAGUUUAAAAGCAUUGAAACAUUUAUGUCGCAUUAUCAAUUUGAUAUUAAUAAUAAGCUUAUGAAGGAAAAUUAUUUAAAAACCCAUAUUAGAUUAGCAUAUCUAUUGAAAAAGGAUAUAUAAGAAGAUAAGUAGGAGAUUAUAUUUUUGCUACUAGAGGACUGGUUUAAUCGAAUAAUUAUAAAGGAUAUAUGAGCAAGCAGAUUUAUUUGAUUCUUUAUUUGAAUUAGCAGACACAUAGACUCCUGAUGUAGAAAAAUCAGAAUAUGUUGGCUUUUUUGAGUUACUCAAUUAGAAAUACAGGAGACAAUAAGAGGA
This is a messenger RNA of Paramecium sonneborni, 577 nucleotides long. The record is from the annotation of a GenBank genome assembly. Lineage: Eukaryota; Ciliophora; Oligohymenophorea; Peniculida; Parameciidae.